AGGAGUGAUGUUAACUUUACUACUCUCUUCGAUGGUCUGCGAUGCACCUGCCCGUGCAUUCCUGAAAAAUGUUAAAGGUCACACAGGCUAUCACGGAUGUGAAAAAUGCACACAGGAUGGUUUGUACCUAGAAAAUAGAAUGACAUUUCCAAGAAUUGACAUGCCUUUAAGAACUAAUGAGAGUUUCAGAAACAAGACAGAUGCUGAUCAUCAUCAUGGUCCAUCACCUCUUGAAGAAACAUCCCUAAACAUGGUCUCUGGUUUCCCCCUCGACUACAUGCACCUUGUGUGCCUCGGAAUCAUGAGAAGGCUUCUUCUCUUGUGGCUGAAGAUGGGUCCUCUGACUUGUAGGCUGUCAGGAUUUCAAAUAAACACAUUGUCAGAAAGACUGUUAAAUGCUCGGAGAAGUGUGCCCAUGGAGUUUGCACGGAAACCAAGGGCACUGAGAGAAAUUGAUAGGUGGAAGGCAACAGAGUUCAGGCAGUUUUUACUGUAUACCGGACCUGUCAUGAUGAAAGAUCUUCUUAACACAGAGGUGUACAAAAAUUUCUUGCUACUUUUUGUGGGAAUCUUCAUCCUGUGCAACAACAGUUUGAUUGAAGAAUACUGUGAUUAUGCUAAUGACAUACUGGUGCUCUUUGUCACUCACUUUGGUCAACUGUAUGGUCCACAAUUCUUGUCCUACAAUACACACUGCCUUGUACAUCUUGCAGAUGAUGGGAAAAGGCAUGGUGUCCUUGACAACUUCAGUGCUUUCAAGUACGAGAAUCACCUAAACAAACUCAAAAGACUUCUGAGGAAACCAACAUGCCCUCUGAGUCAAAUAAUAAAAGGAUUCUCAGAAAUGCAAAGAUGCUGCAAAAAAACUCACAAAACCAGGCCACAUCUCCUCAAGAAACCACAUGCGACUGGUCCUCUACCUGCAUCCUUUCAUGAGGCGACAUAAUAUAAAGAGUUGAGAACAAGCCUUCACACUCUGAAACUGGAUCAGGCAAACAGUCAGGUUUGCAUUGGCGGCAAAGUUGCUAAGCUGCAAAACAUAAUUUCAUUCAGGGAUGAAAUUUAUGUAGCUUACAGUACCUUCAAACACCAGGAAUCCUUUUUUGACUAUCCACUGCCAUCCUCUACACUUGGCAUUCAUUUAGUGGAUGACCUCUCAACAACAGUUGAUUUCUGCAAGUUUGAGGAAAUAGAGAGCAAAAUUUUUCUUGUCCCCUAUCACAAUCAAUUCGUUUAAAUUCCUCUUUUACAUACGGAGUAAUUCUUUAUCAGCACUUUUUGUUUCAUAGUUCAUGCAUUUCAAUUACAUUGUUGAAAAUUAAUCAGUUAAUAAACAAUACGGGUUUCAGGCUUGCAAAAAAAAAAAAAAAAAAAAGAAAGAAAAAAAAAAAAUGUACCUAAUCGUGGAGUUUGAGGGAGAAGGGACGACUGGACCAGCCGCCAAGUCCUGGUAUGCAGAUGGCUACUCCUGGUGGCCACCAUAUAAAGACCUUGACAGGUUGCUGAAGAGUGUUAGGACAAUGGAGGCACCACAGCCAGAGAAAGGGUGGACCCGACAUAGAGCAAGAAUCCUGCACGAGUCAGCAUCUUUUCAGAAUGUAGCCAACAACUGGAAGAAGGCCAGCUACACUUCUGACAUAAACGCAGAACCUGAAAUUGCAGGAAAAAUGAUUCCCAA
Messenger RNA from Cyprinus carpio (common carp), 1678 nucleotides. RefSeq lists its product as uncharacterized. NCBI's taxonomy places the organism in Eukaryota, Metazoa, Chordata, Actinopteri, Cypriniformes, Cyprinidae. The record is from RefSeq and is a predicted model, not a curated record.